Messenger RNA from Leptopilina boulardi, 1742 nucleotides. Its product is annotated as adenosine receptor A2a-like. Gene Ontology annotation, biological process: G protein-coupled adenosine receptor signaling pathway; adenylate cyclase-activating G protein-coupled receptor signaling pathway. NCBI's taxonomy places the organism in Eukaryota, Metazoa, Arthropoda, Insecta, Hymenoptera, Figitidae. Gene Ontology annotation, cellular component: membrane. The transcript has 3 exons. Gene Ontology annotation, molecular function: G protein-coupled adenosine receptor activity. Bases 759 to 1742 code for a protein of 327 amino acids. The record is from RefSeq and is a predicted model, not a curated record.
AGAAGUUAGACGUAUGUGAAAAACACGUGCGGAAUAAAUAAUCGGAUGAAAGCUUUGACGCAAAAAAUAAAAAUCGAUUAAACGUUGUUCGAAUAUAAUUAAGCAAAUAUAAGUAAAAUAUCAUUAAAAAAAAAAAAUAAUCUUUUAUAUAUGAUUCAAGGAAGAAAGUACUUUUUUUUGGAUAUUUUUUGAUUUCAAUUAUUUAUUGAUGAAAAUAAAUGUGUAUCGAAAUUAAAAAUUAAACUAAGAAAAUAAUGUUAUUUUAAAAUAUUUUCUUCACGCUAUCACGAGAGUAAAAUUAAAUAAAAAAAAAUUUUCACUGAUUUCCAAAAUGAUUCUUCAUUUAUUUACAAUUUUAUGUGAAUUUUAUUCAUACUCAUUUUCUUCAUAGAAAUAAAAAUUCCUAAACAUUCUCUUAAUGAAGAAAAGGACAAAUAACUAUUGGAUCACAAAAAACCAAAAUACUAAAUUAAUAAUUAUGUGAAAAUUUUUUUAAUGAUUGAAAAUUUUGUGAAUAUUAUAAUAAAGUGGAAUAAUAAACUCCAAGAAUCGAGUGAAAAAGAUUGAUGCAUUGAAAUAAAAGAGAACGUUUGCAAACCUCAAAGGAAGAUGGAUAAGAUAUAAAUUAAAGGAAGUGGAAAAAAAUAACAUUAAUGCGCAUUUGAACGUACAAGAACAAUAAUUAAAUUCUAAAUUGAAUAAUUUAAACAAUUUUCUGAAAAAAGAUAUUUUUCAUCACUUUUUUUUUUGUUCCUGUUAUGGAAACUGAAAUAAAUUCAACUGAAUUAUCAUCAAUAAGUGUUAUUAAUCAUACACUUAGCACAUUAAAUGAUAGUUACACUAGUUCACAAUUAAAUAUUCCUUAUACAAUUUGUGAAAUUUUAGUGGCAAUUUGUGCAAUAUUUGGUAAUGGAUUGGUGAUAUUAAUAUUUAGCAGAGAACGAAAAUUACGAAGAAGAACAAAUUACUAUAUAAUAUCAUUAGCUGUGGCUGAUUUAUUAGUGGGACUUUUUGCAAUACCAUUUGCAAUAUUAGCGAGUAUUGGACUACCAACUAAUUUACAUGGUUGUCUAUUGACUGUAUCUGUUUUAAUAGUGUUGUGUACAAUUAGUAUAUUUUGUCUAGUUGCAGUUUCAAUUGAUCGAUAUUGGGCUAUUCUUCAUCCAAUGUUAUAUUCAAGAACAGUGACAACAAAAACAGCUAUUGGUAUAAUAUGUGUUUGCUGGAUAGCUGGAAGUUUAGUUGGAUUCUUGCCACUUAUGGGAUGGAAUGCAGGAAAGAAAAAUGAUGACAAGUGCAUUUUCACCGAAGUUAUGGACUAUGAUUAUUUGGUCUUUCUAUAUUUAACGACAAUUAUAUUUCCAGCAAUUCUAAUUGGUGCUUCUUAUGCCCAUAUAUAUCGAGUUGUAAUAAAACAAUUACAACAAAAUGUUACAAUAAAUCCAAUUGGAUCAAAACAAGGACAAACUGGAACAAUGCUUCGACUUUUAGGUGCUGCACAAAAACGAGAAGUUAAAGCAACACAAAAUUUAGCAAGAAUUGUAAUAUUUUUCAUUAUUUGCUGGUUUCCUUUGUAUACAAUUAAUUGUAUUAUGGCAUUUUGUCCUCAUUGCUAUGUAAAUGAAAUAUUUCUCAAUUUUUCCAUUAUUCUUUCACAUUUAAAUUCUGUGGGGAAUCCUCUUCUUUAUGCAUAUCAUUUAAAAGAUUUCAGACUUGCGGUUAAACAUUUUUUAUGCAGAUAA